AUGUCAGUCCGACUAGAAUCGUGCUCGUUCAUGAAUAACAUGAACGACCUAGCUGACUUUGUCCUAGUGAAGUUCCUGACAGUCCAUCUUCAGGGAGGAGAUCGUCUUGCAUUCUACAACAAAAUCGGAGAAGGUAGUUUCUCUCAAAGACUCCUGACGGUAUCCAGGAGGAUCAACCCUCCACCCCCUCAUCUUAUAUCACCAGGGCAACAGCUCCUCAUCACAUUGUCUCACAAUUCCCAUCAGACUGAUGAAGAAUCGUUUGUUCUAAACGCAACUUUGGUCGAAGAUAAAGCCUCAGCCUUGAAGAUCGGUCCUGGAGAAACGCGCAACAUGACUUCACCAUCAUACCCUGAAAACUAUCCCCGUUGCACCUUCUCCUUCAACACCAUAGAGGCGCCGAUUGGUUGCAGGUUGAAAUACCAUGUUUUAGACCACAACAUCGCACCAGGAGACACUCUGUGUAUCAGUGAAAGGAAAAGAGCUGUGAACACGGAAGAUUGUGACGUACGAAUUGGGGCUAUCCGAACACUCUCUGGAAACUUUGCAUCUCUCUGGUUCAGCUCAGGUUUAUCAUCGACAUGGAAAGGAUUCUUCGUUUCAUUCACGUCUAUUGGAGAGACAGAUAGCACACCUUGUAUCCGGCCUUCCCGCGGUCUCACACCUGCACCACGUGACCAGGAUUCAAAUACAGCCAGCAAACCGACGAGGAAGAAGCGAGCAAAUCAAAACAGUGACAGAGGCACUUCUGAAGACACAUCUCACGAUCAGACCGAUACGGCCACCACAGCACCGCCACCCUGGUACACAUACCCUCUCUUGCACCUUGGCGGAGUCCUCCUGGCAGUCAUGGUGAUAGGAGUGUUCCUCAACCAACUCAUACGACAUCUCAUGGAUCUGUGCUGCCAGAGGAAGGACGUUACCAUGACAACCACAUCCGUUGAACAUAGGAGCUGCUCAAGAUCCAAGUCUCGAUGCUGUCCUUCCUGGAAGCUGGCAGAUAGAAGGUCUAGUUACGUCGUGAACAAGCUUGGAAGCAGCUUCGAUGACCUGGUCCACGCAACCCGGACACUGGAUAAUAGUUUGGGACAUACAGGCAACGAGGAAACCGACUACAUAACCAUGGGGAAAAUAAGGACAUCGAGAGUCCCACCUCAAAGGAACCCAUCUGCUGUGUCAGAGACAUCUCGUAGAGACAUCAAGACACCUGGUACAGAGGGAUGGACCAUUGCUGGGACAAACAGGCAUGCACCUGACAGAGGACUGGUCAAGCAAAACGGCGUGCCUGAAGCUACCACCAACUCUGAUGACCCUUAUCAACAGUCCCAUGAUUUUGUCUCGACACGACGCGGGGAUGGCAAGCCUGCACCAACUCUGCACAGGAAAUCACAGAGUUCUCUCUUGGAGGGCGAUACAUACAUCACUGGAACAUUCGUUAGCCCUGUCAGUCCUGGCUUGAAUGCGCCUAACCUGACUGUUUUCAAACAGCCACCCGUUUCACACGUGCGACUGAGGGACAAAACCUUCAAUUCGAAGGCUGCAUUAAACAAGAGAGCCAGCAUUUCCAUGUUCGACCUCACUUGUAAUGAUCUAGAGGACGACGUCGGCUUGGAUACACAGUUGAGUCUUGAAUAUCACAGGGAUGGGCAAAAUACUUCAGCUACAGUCGAACGACGAGGUUACAACCCAAGGACGGAGGCUUCUCUCACGAGACGCAGAGAAAACGACCAGUUAUUAAGCUCAUCUACAGAUUCCUUAUCAUUGACGUAUGCUGACGACAGAGGUCAAUGCUACUCACCAAUUGAACAGGAUGAUCGCUACUCUUCAGCAAUGGCCAAGUUUGACGUCUUGUGCAGUAGUUUACAAGCGGAAGCAGAGGGACUAAACCCUGAUUUGACAGCAUAUGCCAACCUUCCACCCGUAAAUCGGAAGCGCUUUGUUGCUGCGAGGAGGCCUGACAGAGCGAAACCAAAGUACUUGAACGUUUCGAAGGUUGUUCGAGCUGUCUCUACUUCUGCGCACGACCUAACCGUUUCAUCGAAUUGUACUGACAUCGAUGAUGGUACGAAGAAUCACCCCGUGGACAACCUAGGCCUUUCAAACACCACCUCACAGGCGCCACCUAAAUCGAACUUGUUGAGCACCUUCCUAAGGAACCCUGUUUCAAUGAAGAGAAGCGUAACCACUUCUGGAGACGUUCAGACCACACGCGACAAAGACCGUGAAGUCUCCGCAUACAGAAGUUACUGUGAAAUCGAUGACAUAGAACCAGGAUGUGGGAUGGAGUACUUAGGGAAUCCUAAUGACCCUCAGGGGUACAAUCUUACAAACAUUCGUCUUGAUAACAAAUUGGAAUAAGUAAGGCUUAACCUUAAACUCAGGUUCAUCAUCCUCAGGGGUACAAUGUAACAAAAUUUCGUCUUGAUAUCAAAUAUAAUAGUGCCCCACGCGUUUUCAAGUACCCCUAAAGUGCCCCUUUUUACAUAUAAAAAGAGCCCCCUUUUACUUAAGAUAAGUGUCCCUGUUUAUUUCUAAUAGGUGCCCAUUCUACAUUCCUAUACGUGCCCUUACCACCUUUGAUAAGUGCCCCUUCACCAAUGAUAAUUUCCCAUAUUCAAAUCUGAGAACAAGUUCCCUUUUACUUUAACAAGUGCCCUUUUCUUUUGUAAUAAGUGCCUCUUCUCCUUCUGACAAGUGCCCCUUUUCAUCUCUGAUGAUUGCCCAUUUUCAUCUGAUGAGUGUCCCUUUUCACGUUUGAUAAGUGCCCCAUUUUUUAUUGAAAA
Molecule: messenger RNA, 2783 nt
Organism: Strongylocentrotus purpuratus (purple sea urchin)
Lineage: Eukaryota; Metazoa; Echinodermata; Echinoidea; Camarodonta; Strongylocentrotidae
Exons: 8
Coding region: 1-2358 (785 amino acids)
Source: RefSeq, a predicted model, not a curated record